AUGGGAAAUUUUCUUUUCAAACCGGGAUUACGUGCUAUAUUAAAGGUACUAGUCAGGAAUGUGCCACAUGUUUCAGGGCGCUCAAUAUCAGAUAGUGUCGAGCAAUUCUUUCAAACAAACCACCCAGAUCACUACCUUUGUAACCAGGCGGUCUACAAUGCAAACAAGUUUGCCCAACUUGUUAGGAAAAGAGAGAAGCUCCAAAAUUGGCUGGACUACAACCAGCUCAAGUUUGAAAGACAUCCAGACCAAAGGCCAACUAAAAAGUUGACAACGGAGCGCCAGCGAAUUCUCAAGGAUCCAAAAUCUAUUAUGUCAGCUGCCUUUGUAUCAUUUAAUUCACGAUGGGGGGCUGCCGUUUGUGCACAAACACAGCAAAGCAAGAAUCCAACAAUGUGGCUAACAAAUUGGGCACCUGAGCCCCGGGAUGUAUAUUGGAAGAAUCUGGCUAUACCAUUUGUUUCUCUUAGCAUUCGGAAGCUUGUGAUUUCAGUAUUGGUGUUUGCAUUGGUAUUCUUUUACAUGAUACCCAUUGCUUUCGUGCAAUCACUUGCAAAUCUGGAUGGUCUUGAAAAAGUUGCUCCUUUCCUCAGGCCAUUGAUUGAAGUGUAA
This is a messenger RNA of Ilex paraguariensis (yerba mate), 612 nucleotides long. Lineage: Eukaryota; Viridiplantae; Streptophyta; Magnoliopsida; Aquifoliales; Aquifoliaceae. The record is from the annotation of a GenBank genome assembly.